Molecule: messenger RNA, 4665 nt
Organism: Maudiozyma saulgeensis
Lineage: Eukaryota; Fungi; Ascomycota; Saccharomycetes; Saccharomycetales; Saccharomycetaceae
Source: the annotation of a GenBank genome assembly
AUGUCGAUGUUGCAACCGUCGUCGUGUACCGGUUAUCAAUUAAAAUUACCUCAAAUACCACAAUCUGCAGAAUAUGCAUUAUUAGAUCAAUAUACUCGUAAGAAAUUAUCAUUAGAACAUAGAACGGGUGCAGCAGUUGAAUUAUCAAGAGCUAAUUUAUUUGUUCAUGGUGGACUUACUGUUCCAUUAAAUAUUGAAAAUAUUACAAUUUUACAAUUACAAAAAGAAUUGAUCAUAUAUUUCUCUAAAAAUAGUAAAAAUAAAAUUAAUUUUGAAAAUUUAAAUCAAUGGAUAAGUUCAGAAAUUUUCUUUUUAGAUUUAGUAUCGAGAACUUGGCAUCAUAUUGAAACUACAAUAGAUGAUACUCCAGAGAAUCCAAAUUUGGAAAUACAGACAGAUUUAUUAUGCAAAGAUUCACAAUUAUCACCACUGGAAUCACCGAUGAAAGGUAGAUUAUUUCAUUCUAUUUGUUAUUUUGGUUCCACUGUAUAUGUCUUCGGUGGAUUAGUAGUAUCGCCUCAUACAGGUUAUGAAUUGAUAGCUACUAAUGAAUUAUGGAAAUUGGAUUUAAAGAAUAGAAAAUGGUCAUUAGUGAGUAAUGACCCAAGAAUUAAUAGACGGUAUAGUCAUUCGAUGCAUGUUAAAAAUGAAAAUGUUGAUACACGUGAUACAAAAUUGAUCAUUGUUGGUGGUACAAAUAAUAUUAGUGAACCUGUAACAAAGAUAGAUAUAUAUAAUCUAACCAGAAAUUGUUGGCAACAUGAUAUAAUACCAAAGGAAAGUUCUAAUUUUGUUGUAAAUAUUGAUAGUAAACCACUUCCUUUAUCAAUUGAAAAUAAUUUCUCGAUAUUGGUUGAAAAUAAUGAGGCAAAAGUUCCAGCAUUAGUAAUAUAUAAUCCAAAUAAUCAAUUUGAUAAAGAUGGAAUACAAGAGAAUUGUGAUAAAAAUGAUGAAAUGGAAGAAGAAUAUAUAUCAAAGAGAACCAAUAGUAAUAAGAUGGUCUCCCCAAUGACUACAUUACCCUUAAUACCUGACUCAAAUGGUAUGAGGUUGGCUUAUAAUAACUUGCAGACACCCGAUAUUUUAAGAGAAUCCUUUAAUUUGCAAUUCCCCAGUGGACAAUAUUUUGGAUUUAAUAUUAUUAUUGGUGGCUAUUAUCCAAAUUGUAAUCCAUCAAAUUAUUGUUGUUUUGUGUAUGAUAUUCCAUCAGGAAGAUGGACUCGUGUAAGUAUACGAAGUCCCAAUUCAGAAAUAGUUCAUAGUAGAUAUUGGAAACUGUUUGUUUGGAAAUCUCAUCAUCAGACUCUUUUGCUUGGUACAACCACUAAUGAUAACAAUUUACCAAGUGUUCAAAAAUUUGACCACAUUCUAGUCUUUGGGUUGCCAUUGAUUAAUGCAUUUAAUAAGAUCAUCACACCGCCAUACCUUAAUGAAAUGAAAUUGGGAUCUUUAUCCCUGAGUCCAUUUCAAACUGCAUUAGAUGAUACUAUUCAACAACAACUGGUAUUUAGCACAGAUGAUCAACCGACUAUACGUACUCCGAGUUAUGUAUCGGGUGUUACAUCGCAAUUUGAAAAUUACAUUAAAUACAUUGCGCCAUCAUUUGAAUUAUCAACAAUUAAAUCUACAUUCCCACCAUUCGCUGUAGUACUCGGGAAGGAUUCCCUUGAGAUUUAUGGUGAUUCUCUCUCAGAUUUUGAAUUUAUCACUAGUGAAGGAGAUACUGUCAAAGUACCAAUAUAUCUUUUAAGAAAAAGAUGGGGUAGAUAUUUUGAUUUUCUUUUAUCUCAAGGUUAUUCAAAGAUUUGCUUAGAAAAUGAAUUGAGUGUGAAACGUUCAAUGUUAGUGAAAUAUACACCAAUAUCAUCAAGAAUAACUUCUCGUGCAAGUUCAAGACAUGAUUCGGUAGAUUAUUUCAGAGAUUCGGCAAGAUCAUCUCUCAGUAGACCUUCAAAUAGAGAGUCGCCACGAUCAAGCAAUGCCUUAGAACGUACUGCAUCGGGCCCACGUAAAUCUCUCUCACAAUUAUUUGUUAAUGAUAUUGAUGAUCCAACCAAGUAUUCACGCAUGAAGCAACCAUUCCGUCCCAAUUUCUCUGAGAAAGUUACAAUUGAAGCACCGAUACCACUUAUACCUCCAAAUGAUGAAGAGUUGGAUAUAAAUGAUCCAGUUUCACCUCCUCCUGAUGAGCAUCUACUUUCGUUAGAAAAUUCCAGUGAUAAAGAUAAUUAUCUAAGCGAUAAUCAAAUAAGAAGGACCGGGACAACGUCAACAACCAGUUCCACGACUGGUAUGGUCUUUAGGGUUCCUUUUCAGGAAAAUAAGAGCCCUUCUAGUAUUUUGGAAUCACCGUUCCAUAAGGUCACAGAUCGAAGAAGAAGAUCUUCAUUAAUGGAUACACACCUCAGUGUUAAUGAUGAACUCCAAACCUCCAGAAGGAAUUCGGCUUUUAAACGUCGGUCUUCACACCCCAUCAAUAGUGUCAAAUUUGAAGAUACUGUUGUACUACCGCCUCAAAAAUUGAAUAGAAAGUUGUUCGCAAAAUUUCCAAGUAGUACUAGAAGUUCGUUUUCCUAUGGUGGUUCUACAUAUGAUAGAAAGAGGAACUCUUUACCAUCUUUAGAACAAAAAAGUUCUACACCUGAAGCACCUUUGGAUGUCAUGACUGUAGAUUUACCUCCAACUACCGAAUCCCCUGAUGAACCUCUUCCGGAAGUCCCAACUAUGAAAUUGGGUAACAAUCGAAGACCUAGUGCAUCCAUUUAUGAUUUUACAAUGUCGAAUAAGGGUAGUCCGUUCUCCUCUAGAAGAGCAUCAUUUGUAAGCGCAAAUAGUAACCCAGAUUGGAAAGGUAUUGCACCGUUGAUGAAUAACUUGACGCUUGAUGAGAAGCUUUUACAAAAGAAUGAAGAGUUAAAUCGUGCGCAACAUAAUGAAAAUAAUAAUAGACAAUCUAUCAGUCAAUUGAGGUCACGAAUGUUUAGUAAAGGUAGCAAUUCGAGGGAAAAUAGUUUGAGUAAUAUUCCGAGCCUUUCUGAUAGGACAAGACCUUCAAUUGCUUCGUUUAGUGAAAGUAAUGAUAGUAUAUUAUCUACGGCUCCAUACGAUAUGGAACCGUUGUUGAUUCCUAGAUCUCUCUAUCUUCCAUGGCCUACUUCUUCGAUAAAAGCCCUUUCUGAAUUUUUUUAUACAGGGCAAACUAACGGUAAAUGGUUAUUGGCUCCAGUAGCACUCGAUCUACUUGUAAUGGCUAAAUUAUAUGAGAUUCCUUUACUUUAUACCUUGAUUGCUGAGAUGUUGUAUUCGAUUUUGGGUCGUAAAGAAGAAGGUCUGUUUGUUAGCUGUACAACGUUGAAAAAUGGGCUAAUUAAACAAAUUAAAAAACUUUAUCGUGAUGAUGAGACAAGAGUGGAAAACUACCUCGAGAACAGUAAAGCCUAUAAAGAACUGUUGAGGUUGAAUAAGGCUUUGGUGGAAAUAGAUAAUGGGUUUUUAAAUUCUAGUCUACUAAGAAAGUCUUCUUUUAAUCGUUCAGAAGGAACACAUGAUAGCAGUGAGGGCGACGAUUUGGAUAAACAGUUUCAUAGAGCUUCAAGUACUGGAUCGUUUGCUAAUUAUAGACAGUCAAUAAUUUCUUAUGGUUCAAAGGAUAGUAGAGGUUCUCUAGGUGCGGCAGGAUUCCCCCCUUCAUUAAAUUUUCAAGAACAGAAGAAUUCUAUCGGUGGUGUAAGUCCACGUAUCAAAAAGAAAUCUAGUUUAAGCAAAGAGAUAGACCCUCAUUCGUAUUUCCAGGAUAAUAUUCUUGAUGUUGAUAAGAUAAAAAAUAAAUUUCGUAAGGACCAAUCUCAGGGUGAUAUCCAUAAUGUUGAGGAUGGCUCUAAUGACUAUGACUUUGGUAAUUUUGAUUUAGGAUUUGAAUUAAGUACAAGUAGCAGUGAUGAAACUAGUGAUGACUUUGCUAGUGAAGUUAGAAGUACUAAUAGUACAGAUAUUGAUACUGGAUUAGAUCGAUCAAAGUCAAAUCCAGAGCUUGAAUCCCUUUCAACUAUUGUUGACGCAAGAACUAAUCGAAAUGGUGAACAAGGAGAUGAAAAUUGGGACGAAACCAUGAAAAGAUCAAGUGUAUCAACCUCAAGGGGGAAGGCCGUUAAGACUCUAUUGAAUUCCUAUGUAGACUCAGGACUAGGUAUGUCUUCAUUAUCAAGGUUAAAGAAAAAAAUGAAGAAAGCUGAGGAAUAUGCAGAUGAUUCUGUUGAUCCUCUAUUUAAAAUAAGUUCUACCUUACAGAGUCCUGGAAGACCUCAAGUGGGUCCAAGCAGGCCAAGUAAUCUAGGAUCUGUUUAUAGUGGAGGUAAGCCUGGAUUGAAAUCACCAAAUAUGAAUAUAUUAGAUGAAGAUUAUAGUGUAUUGAGGCUUGAAUGUAUAGUUGCCGCAAAUGCGUUACCACCUGUUGAUCACAUUAUAAAAUAUAUUUUUAAGACUGCAGUUUUGGUGAAUGACGUAAAGAUGACAAUCCGUUGUGCAGAUUGCCUUGAAAUUUCCAAAGAUUUGAAAACUGUUAAAAAGGAACUCGCAAAAGAGAUUACAAAUAUCAAGGAUCAAAUGAAAUCUUCCCAGACUUUAAAGGAAGAUAAAUUAUCACCAUUACAUGAUUCAAGCAUAUAA